Aspergillus pseudonomiae is the source of this 1438-nucleotide messenger RNA. Its product is annotated as metallophosphoesterase family protein. Gene Ontology annotation, molecular function: hydrolase activity. Lineage: Eukaryota; Fungi; Ascomycota; Eurotiomycetes; Eurotiales; Aspergillaceae. The transcript is spliced from 3 exons. The coding region runs from base 381 to 1274 and encodes 297 amino acids. The record is from RefSeq and is a predicted model, not a curated record.
UUUUAGUGUCCUGACUCUCUCGCAGAAAAGCCUUUCGCUUUAUUUUGGAUCAGCCAAGAGCCAAGACUUCAGCGGACGUGGUUGGUCAAUUAAACCUCUCACGUCAUCAUUGAAUCAAUUGAUUCUUCGUUCGUCUGUCGAUCUAUCUUGAAGCCAGAGCUCUUGUCCGCUAUAAAACUGCCAUAUAUCGUCCAAUGGCGCAAUAGCUUCUUGACAUAAAUUCAUCGGAUGAGGGCUAGAAGAGGAACGUGACACGUGUGAUUGGCUUCCUGUGUUGACCGGGAUAAACAUCACCUCCCACGUGGAUCAAGGGCGAAAUCUCGUAUCGCACCGACUCGCUCAAUUCAAGUCUGGGAACUUCCCCCCCCCUCAUUGGGAGUAUGGGCGCAUUCAUGAGCGGCUUGAGUGGUGGCGUUUUCCAACCGACACCCUCAGUUAUCCGUGCCAAUCACUUCACUCCUUUCCAAUUUUGCCAAUUGGGCGAUAUCCAGCUUGGUUUCGGCCAGGAUGGUUGGAAGAAUGACGUGCACCGAAUGCAACUUGCCGCGGAGCAAGUCAACGCGGAGGACUUCGACUUCUGCAUUGCCGUCGGUGACCUAACCAACAGCCGAUAUUCCCAUGAAAUAACCGCAUUCCAGCAAACAUACCCCAAUUUCACUGUGCCUGUGCACCUACUCCCCGGAAACCACGACGUGCACAACGUCUCCACGCUGAAACAGUUCACCCAGGACUUCAACACGAGUGACCACAGCAGCUUCGCGCACAAUGGGUAUCGGUUUAUUCUCCUCAACUCCAUCACCAUGAUCACCGACUUGGCCGAAUUCAAAAACCACACGGCCUACGAAUGGAGAUGGUUCGAGCGUGAGCUCAAAGCCGCCGCGCGCAGAGGCGAAAGGAUCGUCGUCGCGCAUCACCAUCUCCCAUUUGAGCAUCGCGAGGACGAGCCGGACUCGUAUUGGACUUUUCCAAAGCGCGUGCGUCGCAAGUAUUUGGAGCUGAUCCGGAGAUAUGCUGUGCGGCAUAUUCUUGUGGGACACCGGCAUGAGACGAAGAAUAUUUAUCCUGCUGAUGACUUCUAUACGAUCUAUGUCGUUGCGGGCACGGCGCGCUUCUUUGAUGGGAAUGGGUUUGGAAUUAACUAUUUUAACGUCUCGUCACGCGAUUCGGCGAACGAUGUUGCGCAGAACUAUGUUCAUCUUAAGGGUGUUACGCACAUGAAGAGGUCUGAGGGCCAGCCGACUGGGUGUCCGGAUAUCUUUCGACAUGAUCAAUGAUUUACGGUCUGGGUUAGAUUGGCGGGGUGUGCUCAAUAUGGUAUCCUUUCAUGACAUGUUGAAUGAUAGAAAUUCGAGUAUUCUCGAAGAUAGAUUGUGAGCUAUUCCCUGGGAAACGAUAGCUAGGAUAUGUAAAGUAAUGCCAAAAUGAACUGGUUAGAAUG